CCCGGCGCCUCAGUAGUGGGAUUCAGUGUGGUCAGAUUGACACAGUAAAGGAGCACAGAGGAGGACAGUUCAGACAUCAUGGGCAUCAAAUUCCUGGAGGUGAUAAAGCCUUUCUGUGCAGUUCUGCCAGAAAUCCAAAAGCCUGAGAGAAAGAUCCAGUUCAGAGAGAAAGUAUUAUGGACUGCCAUCACUCUUUUCAUCUUCCUGGUGUGCUGCCAGAUUCCCCUCUUUGGCAUCAUGUCAUCAGACUCUGCAGAUCCAUUCUACUGGAUGAGAGUAAUCCUGGCCUCAAACAGAGGUACCCUGAUGGAGCUGGGUAUCUCCCCUAUCGUCACCUCAGGCCUGAUAAUGCAACUGCUGGCUGGAGCUAAGAUCAUUGAAGUCGGAGACACACCGAAAGACAGGGCCCUCUUCAAUGGAGCUCAGAAAUUGUUUGGAAUGAUCAUCACCAUCGGCCAGGCGAUUGUUUAUGUGAUGACUGGCAUGUAUGGGGAUCCCUCGGAGAUGGGUGCAGGAAUCUGUCUGCUCAUCAUCAUCCAGCUCUUUGUGGCUGGGCUUAUUGUCCUACUGCUGGAUGAGUUGCUCCAGAAGGGCUAUGGUCUGGGUUCAGGUAUUUCUCUCUUCAUUGCUACCAACAUCUGUGAGACGAUUGUAUGGAAGGCCUUCAGCCCCACAACAGUGAACACUGGAAGAGGUACAGAGUUUGAAGGUGCAAUCAUUGCCCUUUUCCACCUGCUGGCCACUCGCACAGACAAAGUGCGUGCUUUGAGAGAGGCCUUCUACAGACAGAACCUGCCAAACCUCAUGAACCUCAUCGCCACUGUGUUUGUUUUUGCUGUAGUUAUAUACUUCCAGGGAUUCAGGGUGGAUCUGCCCAUCAAGUCGGCACGCUACCGCGGCCAAUACAACACCUACCCCAUCAAACUCUUCUACACUUCAAACAUCCCCAUCAUUCUGCAGUCUGCUCUGGUCUCCAACCUGUACGUUAUCUCCCAGAUGCUUUCAACACGCUUCAGUGGCAAUUUCCUGGUUAAUCUUCUUGGUACCUGGUCUGACACAUCGUCAGGUGGUCCGGCUCGUGCCUACCCUGUGGGUGGCCUCUGCUACUAUCUCUCUCCUCCUGAGUCGUUUGGCUCCGUUCUGGAUGAUCCGGUCCAUGCAAUCAUCUACAUCGUCUUUAUGCUUGGAUCUUGUGCCUUUUUCUCCAAAACCUGGAUUGAAGUCUCAGGCUCCUCAGCAAAAGAUGUGGCCAAACAGCUGAAGGAGCAGCAGAUGGUGAUGAGGGGGCACAGAGAAACCUCAAUGGUUCAUGAACUGAACAGGUACAUCCCUACAGCUGCUGCCUUCGGUGGGCUGUGUAUAGGUGGUCUAUCAGUUAUGGCAGACUUCCUCGGAGCCAUUGGCUCAGGCACGGGUAUCCUGCUGGCCGUCACUAUCAUCUAUCAGUACUUUGAGAUCUUUGUGAAAGAACAGAGUGAAGUUGGCAGCAUGGGGGCCCUGCUCUUCUAAAACCUCACACCUUCUACAAACUUCAUUUGAAAAAUCACCAACCUUGCAUUUAUUUUCCAUUUGUGAAGCCCCUGUAUCUUCAGCUCUCACGUUUGGAGCAGUUUACAGAGUCUUUAGGAAUCUCAGUUGAAAUGGGAGCUGCACGACUUGUUGCUCCUUCAGUAAAAGUUACACAAAGACCAACAUGUAAAUCCAUCAGACGUUCUGUCUGACCCAAACUCCCAGAGAUUCAUUUUUUCCUUCUGCUCUGUGUACGAGAUGAAGUCCUUUUGGAGUGAGGUCGUUUUUCAACUGACAACAGAGUGCUUCAGUAUGCAGGCAUACUCAACAGAGGACGGAGGUCAACAGCCUGCUCGAUGGACAAAAACCCUUUAUGUUCUGCUUGGUGUUUUCUUUGUUUAAACUUUUACUCUUGUCCUUGUUUUAUUUUUCUGUGCAUCUGCCAACUCCAUGAGGGUGUGGACCAUCGGACGCUGAGUCAAGUGCUGUCAUUUUCCUGAUGUGUGAUCCUGUUAAAGAUGUCGUUAACAGGGUCUUAAAGAAGCAGUGGAGCUCACAUUGGGUUCAAGCUGUCAGAAAAAUCCAUGUUAAUGUUAACAGUCCUCUGAUGAACCAUUAAAAAAUGGUCCUGUCUGUUUUAAUGUAUGGCAUUCCCAGGGAAAUGCAGUAUUAACUCGCAUGUCAUGUUUAUUUUUGUUACCCCCUUCCUAAAAAUUUGUUUUGUAAUUGUCUGCUUUAAAAAAAACUGGCUCUAAUUGUUUUCCACACCUGGCAGAUUAUGAUUCUUUGUACAUAGUCCAUACAUUGAAUAAUGUGUGUAAAAUAAAAGCUUUGAAUAUGUAAAAUGAUACAUUUCAGAACAAACUUCUAGAAAAACAUUCUCAAUAAAACCUUUUGUGGUAAAAA
Cheilinus undulatus (humphead wrasse) is the source of this 2415-nucleotide messenger RNA. It is a transcript of the gene sec61a1a, whose product is annotated as SEC61 translocon subunit alpha 1. Lineage: Eukaryota; Metazoa; Chordata; Actinopteri; Labriformes; Labridae. Gene Ontology annotation, cellular component: Sec61 translocon complex; membrane. The record is from RefSeq and is a predicted model, not a curated record. Gene Ontology annotation, molecular function: transmembrane protein transporter activity; signal sequence receptor activity; ribosome binding. The transcript is spliced from 12 exons. Bases 79 to 1509 code for a protein of 476 amino acids. Gene Ontology annotation, biological process: SRP-dependent cotranslational protein targeting to membrane, translocation; post-translational protein targeting to membrane, translocation.